Messenger RNA from Vespa crabro (European hornet), 1380 nucleotides. RefSeq names its product 40S ribosomal protein S6-like. The record is from RefSeq and is a predicted model, not a curated record. The transcript is spliced from 5 exons. Gene Ontology annotation, biological process: translation. Gene Ontology annotation, cellular component: ribosome. Lineage: Eukaryota; Metazoa; Arthropoda; Insecta; Hymenoptera; Vespidae. Gene Ontology annotation, molecular function: structural constituent of ribosome. The coding region runs from base 136 to 894 and encodes 252 amino acids.
GUGGCAGUCAUGCCACACGGAAGCUCACAAGCCAAUCAGAAAGCAGCGUUGCAAUAAUCUGAAAGAUAUCCGAUACAUUUCUAGUUAAUGGUCUUUCUCGUUCACGGCUCUUAGUGGUAUUUAGAUUUUAUCACAAUGAAGUUGAACGUAUCAUUCCCGGCUACAGGAUGCCAAAAAUUAUUCGAGAUUUCGGACGAGCACAAGCUCCGAAUGUUUUACGAAAAACGAAUGGGAGCAGAGGUAGAAGCUGAUUCUCUUGGCGAUGAAUGGAAGGGAUAUGUAGUACGUAUUGCUGGUGGUAAUGACAAACAAGGCUUCCCUAUGAAACAGGGUAUUUUAACUAAUGGUCGUGUACGGUUAUUACUAUCAAAGGGACAUUCUUGCUAUAGACCCAGACGCGAUGGAGAAAGGAAACGUAAAUCUGUACGUGGUUGCAUCGUCGAUGCGAAUUUGUCGGUACUUGCCUUGGUAAUUGUGAAAAAAGGAGAGCAGGAAAUUCCUGGACUUACCGAUACGCAAGUUCCGCGUCGUUUGGGACCAAAGAGAGCUAGCAAAAUCCGUAAGCUUUUUAAUCUUACAAAGGAAGAUGACGUACGUCAAUUCGUCGUUAAAAGACCUGUUCAGAAAGAAGGCAAGAAAGAACGACUAAAGGCGCCUAAAAUACAACGUCUAAUUACUCCAUUGACGUUACAGAGAAGAAGACAUAGGCGUGCAUUGAAAAAGAGGCGUUGCUUGGCACGCAAGGAGCAAGCUGCUGAUUAUGCUAAGUUGUUAGCUCAAAGACAAAAGGAGGCAAAGAAUAGACGCAAAGAAGAAAUUAAACGAAGACGUAGUGCUUCUAUGCGUGAUUCCAAAUCAUCGAGUCAAUCUGCGCCAAUAGCAACGCAAAAAUAAAAGAAAAUUUCAAAUCCAUUGUAAGGAGUAUCUAUAAGGUAUUAAAGAUAAGAUAUACUCUGUCUAUAUAAUAAGGUAGAAUUAAGAUAAGAACUUUAAAUUCUAAUAUAUAUUAUAAUUUGAAUUUGAAUUUGAAUUUAUAUAUCUAGGUGUAAAUACACGGUAUAUAUAAAUUAUAUAUACGUAAAUCUUAUAAAUUGCAUAUUCUGAACCUUGUUAAAUAUUUACACAGAUCUAAAUAAAAGUUUAUAGAUAUGCGGAAUAAUAGGCUUAAACAGAAGGUCUAAAAGAAGAAAAAUUUUAAGAAGAAAGGUCUAAAAAAAUUAUAACUAAUUUAUAAAUUAAUUUUAAAAAUACAUUGAAAUAUGCAGCUAUUCAGCCGAUUAAUACUUGCGAGAUUUACAAUUAGAUUUCAAUAUAUCGUGAGAUUUUUGUUUGUGAAUAAACUAUUUUCAAAAAAAAGCUUUUUGAAAAAUUCGAAAAAGA